UUCGUAUAAUCCACAUCUAGGGCAAGCAGGCUGAGAGUCAAUCCAGCGCUCAGCUCCUCUCUGCAGGCUGGGAAAAGAGUGAGAGAAAGAAGGCAAGAAAACGCUUCCCAAAGCAGGAGGAAACGCAGAAGGAAGAAAUCUGGCAAGCAGAGACUUACAAAGGAAGAUUUGAUCACGGAUAUCAUUUAUAUAUAUAGAAAUUGUUUAUAUAUAUAUAUAUAUAUAUUUGUACACACGCAUAUAAAUAUUUAUAGAAUUAUAUAUGUAUACAUAUAUACCUGUAUAUAACUGUAUUUGUGCUUGUCUGUUUAUAUUCAUAUUUUUAUAUGUAAUUGUGUGUGUGUAAAUAUAUACAUAUAUAAACAAAUGAAUAUAUAUAUCUAUGAAUUUAUAUACAUAUCACUGUGAACCAACAGAAGCAGGAAGAAAACUCGACCAUCGGGGCUGGUCUCUGAUUCCGAGAUCAUACACACUAUUUUUAGCAUUAUUUUUCCAAACCUUUUGCAUCGACUGGAGGAAGACUACCAAUCUUUUUCUAUUUUUCAUCUCCCUGUUGCUACCUCCUCAUCUCUUUUUCUGGAUCGGGAGGAACAAAGAGGAGGAUAACAGGGUUUGUGAAGAUUCCUGGCAUUUGUGCUACCGUUCCGUGAGCCGAGUGGCACUGCGCGCGGUAUUUGAUCUGAGCAGGCAGCAGCAGCAGCAGCAGUGAGAUAGAAAGAGACAGAGAGCGCCGCACCGUGUGAACUAGCCAGCAUGCACAAACAUCAUCACUGCUGCAAGUGCCCAGAAUGCUAUGAAGUGACCCGCAUGGCCGCUCUGCGCAGGAUGGAUGCCCCAGCAUAUGGAGACUGGCAGCCCGAACCCUAUGGAUACCCGGCCGGCUAUGGGGGCGGCCAGACCUUACCGCCCCAAACCUCGGGCGGAGGAGGGGGAAUGAGUGGAGGGGGCACUUUGGGGAGAAGUAAAGGGAAAAUGAUGUCAGCUGGGGGUCCUGGAGGCCCCAACCCCAAGAGCCAAUCCAAGGGCGCCCCCAAGGUGAAUGGUAACAACUCAGGAGGGCAAGGAGGAUGGUGGCCCGAGUGCACCUGUUCCAACCGGGACUGGUACGACCAGGCAAACCCUCCCCCCAUCAUUGUGAACGCAGACUCACUGGAUGCAGGCCCUUAUGUGAACGGGAGUGAUGGCAUGUACAAAUAUGAAGAAAUCAUUCUGGAGAGGGGCAACUCUGGCCUUGGGUUCAGCAUUGCUGGAGGUGUGGAUAAUCCACACAUUCCUGAUGAUCCAGGAAUCUUCAUCACAAAGAUCAUCCCAGGAGGUGCCGCUGCCAUGGAUGGGAGACUAGGGGUAAAUGAUUGUGUUCUGCGCGUGAAUGAUGUGGACGUGUCAGAGGUUGUGCACAGCAAGGCAGUGGAGGCUUUGAAGGAGGCCGGCCCAGUGGUCAGGUUGCUGGUACGCAGAAGACAGGCUCCUCCAGAGACCAUUUUGGAGGUCAACCUACUCAAAGGGCCUAAAGGUCUUGGCUUCAGUAUUGCUGGAGGUAUAGGCAACCAGCACAUCCCGGGUGACAACAGUAUCUACAUCACAAAGAUCAUCGAGGGUGGGGCGGCACAGAAAGAUGGACGUCUGCAGACAGGCGAUCGCCUACUAGCUGUGAAUAACAUUAUACUUCAGGAUGUACGUCAUGAGGAGGCUGUGGCCGCCCUGAAGAAUACUUCAGACAUGGUCUAUCUGAAAGUGGCCAAGCCAGGACCAGUACAUCUCAACGACAUGUACGCCCCACCAGACUACUCAAGCACCUUUCCCACCAUGGUGGACAACCACGUUGGACACAACUCCAGCAUGGCUUACAUGGGGGGCAUGGAGCCUAAACCAGUGUACCAGCCACCCCAGGUCACCCCCUCGAGGUACUCGCCAGUCCCACGGCACAUGCUGGGGGAGGAGGACUUUACCAGGGGCGAGCCCAUUUACAGUGCCAUCCACAAACCUCAUGGGGACACCAGCCCUCCCUCCCCCCAUCUGUGCAGCAGGGGGUCUGGGGAUGUGGGUUGCAGCCCCGCCCCACCUGCUCUGUGUCAAAGCCUGGUCCCGUACACCGGCAGGGAGCCGCGGAAGAUCCUACUGCACAAGGGUUCCACAGGUUUGGGAUUCAACAUUGUGGGCGGGGAGGACGGAGAGGGCAUCUUCGUGUCUUUCAUCUUGGCAGGGGGGCCAGCCGACCUGAGUGGAGAGCUGAGGAGAGGAGACCGCAUCCUGUCGGUGAAUGGUGUAAACCUGCGCAAUGCUACCCAUGAGCAGGCUGCUGCUGCACUGAAGAGGGCUGGACAGACGGUGACCAUCAUUGCCCAGUACAGACCAGAAGAAUACAGUCGUUUUGAGUCCAAGAUCCACGACUUGAGGGAGCAAAUGAUGAACAGCAGCAUGAGCUCUGGCUCCGGCUCCCUCCGCACCAGUGAGAAACGCUCCCUCUACGUCAGGUAUCUUCUUCAUCCUCCGAUUCCUUCAUUCAGUUGUACUGAUAUUUGACAUAUUUGUGUGAAA
Rhinichthys klamathensis goyatoka is the source of this 2538-nucleotide messenger RNA. RefSeq names its product disks large homolog 3-like. Gene Ontology annotation, biological process: chemical synaptic transmission. The record is from RefSeq and is a predicted model, not a curated record. The transcript is spliced from 12 exons. The coding region runs from base 754 to 2523 and encodes 589 amino acids. Gene Ontology annotation, molecular function: protein binding. Gene Ontology annotation, cellular component: neuron projection; neuromuscular junction; postsynaptic density membrane. Lineage: Eukaryota; Metazoa; Chordata; Actinopteri; Cypriniformes; Leuciscidae.